Molecule: messenger RNA, 2897 nt
Organism: Pimephales promelas (fathead minnow)
Lineage: Eukaryota; Metazoa; Chordata; Actinopteri; Cypriniformes; Leuciscidae
Gene: kcnj6
Product: potassium inwardly rectifying channel subfamily J member 6
Biological process (GO): regulation of monoatomic ion transmembrane transport; potassium ion import across plasma membrane
Cellular component (GO): plasma membrane
Molecular function (GO): inward rectifier potassium channel activity
Source: RefSeq, a predicted model, not a curated record
CAUUAGAGAUCAUGUCAGGAUGGGAGGAUGAAGAUGAUGAUGGCUCUUCGGGUUUCUCUCAGCGUCGCUUUUUCAUCAUCAUCAUCGACAACAACAUCACUGAAGACUGAAAGAGGAUGAAGAAGGAAUGAAUGAACGCGUUGUCUGGCUCAGAAUCUUCCAUUAGUCCCGAUGGAGCCGGAUGUGGAGAGCACCGUGACGGUCCGACAGCACAAGCGGCCCAAGCGGGGCGAGCCCAAGCCGGAGCGGGACCGGGAGCGAGCCGAGGCCCAGCGCUACGUGCGCAAGGACGGCAAGUGCAACGUGCACCACGGGAACGUGCGCGAGACCUACCGCUACCUGACGGACAUCUUCACCACGCUAGUGGACCUCAAGUGGAGGUUCAACCUGUUCAUCUUCGUGCUGGUGUACACCGUGACCUGGCUGUUCUUCGGCUUCAUGUGGUGGCUAAUCGCCUACAUACGCGGAGACCUGGAGCACAUCGGGGACAACCAGUGGACGCCGUGCGUUAACAACCUCAACGGCUUCGUGUCGGCGUUCCUGUUCUCCAUCGAGACGGAGACCACCAUCGGCUACGGCUACCGUGUGAUCACCGAUCAGUGUCCCGAGGGGAUCUUGCUCCUGCUGGUGCAGUCGGUGCUCGGCUCCAUCGUCAACGCCUUCAUGGUGGGCUGCAUGUUCGUGAAGAUCUCGCAGCCGAAGAAGCGCGCCGAGACGCUAGUGUUCUCCACGCACGCCGUGAUCUCCAUCCGCGAUGGCCGGCUCUGCCUGAUGUUCCGCGUCGGAGACCUGCGAAACUCGCACAUCGUGGAGGCGUCCAUCCGAGCCAAGCUCAUCAAGUCCAAGCAGACCAAAGAGGGCGAGUUCAUCCCUCUCAACCAGACGGACAUGAACGUGGGCUACGACACGGGAGACGACCGGCUGUUCCUGGUCUCCCCGCUCAUCAUCUGCCACGAGAUCAACCAGCACAGCCCGUUCUGGGACAUCUCCAAACAGCACCUGGCCCACGAGGAGCUGGAGAUCGUGGUGAUCCUGGAGGGCAUGGUGGAGGCCACAGGAAUGACGUGUCAGGCGCGCAGCUCGUACGUGUCGAGUGAGAUAAAGUGGGGCUAUCGCUUCACGCCGGUCCUGACGCUGGAGGACGGCUUCUACGAGGUGGACUACAACAGUUUCCACGACAUCUACGAGACCAGCACUCCCAGCUGCAGCGCGCGCGAGCUAGCGGAGAUGACCGCGCGCUCCCGCCUGCCGCUCAGCUGGUCCGUCGCUAGCAAACUGAGCCAGCUCGACGAGCCCAGCGAGAGGAACGGGGACGUGGCCAACAUGGAGAACGAGUCGAAAGUGUAGGAGCACACGGGCAUCUCUCCUCGCCUCUGAGCGCAGGACGUUUGGCUGAGGUCAGGGGUCAGAGGUCAGCUCAGGAACGCGCCCCGAGGACACGGAUCUCGCUCGGGGCGACUGCAUGGUUCCCGAAACCUCUUUUUCUUAAAGAUAUAAGAAAUGAUAUUUUCAGAUUUGUAAUUCAAAGAUUAAAAACCUAUAUAUGUAUAUGAAUAUAUAUAGAUUCUAGGGCAUUUGUAUUUUUUGUAUAUAUCUGUUUUUGGUUUGAGAUGUGCGGUUGUUUGAUACGACAGACAUAUUUAUCCACGCAUGUUUGAAACGAUCCCUGACUCUGAUGUACAGAAUAUAUGAACAUGAGGAACUGUAGGCUAUAAUAGCGGAGAUCUCACACGCGCGUUUGUGUGUGUGUGUGAGAGAGAGAGAGAGAGUGUGUGUGCGCGCGCGCGUGUGCUCCAAUAACCUUCCGUCAUCAGGCCAUGAUCUCUCUCUCUCUUUGCUCUUCCUCUAACUCAUCAUCAUCACUGGACUGCGCUAUCGGAGCCGAUGCUGCAGACUCUCAGCGUGUUCGCGGAUCAGAAGCGGCGACACACACCAGCGCUCACUCACACACACGUGACUCGACACCAAAGAGCCGGACCGCUCCGUGCGACUGCUUUCGGCACACACUUCAGACGCAAACCCGCGAGUCGGAGACCGGCGAUCCACAGAGCCGACGCCAGAGAGAUCUUACUGUGUUUUUCAUCUGCUUACACACACUUUACACACAAAUCCAAGAAUUGCGCACAAAACGCCGCACAUCUCCUGCUAAAUGAAGCACUGCAUUCAGAAUAUCACACACACCUCAAAAGCGUUGUAAACACCUCUGCCAUAAUAUAAUAUUUCGAGUGAAAGUCAUCGGCCGAGAUGUUGAAGCGUUCACGGUAAACACGAAAGCAACAUUGAACCCAAAACGAUCUAUUUUGACUGUAAGCGUUUGUGGCUGUGAAUACAAUAUUACAGUCCGAAGCACCCAGAUCUCGACCUUUGACCUUUAUAGGCCUGUUCUAAAGCCAUGAUCGGUGUGUGUUCAGUAAAGAGUGUGUGCACAUGUGAGGAGUGUGUGUGAGGCUCUGAUGAACUACUGCGGUGUUUUGAUAGAUUGUGUUUGAGAAAAUCAAGAGACUUCCUGUUAGAUUUGAGAGAAUUGUGUGUUUUAUGAGAUUGAAAACUGAGUUGAAGGCUGAGAAUGAGUGUGUGGUUUUGCAGAUCUAGUGUGUGUUUCUGCUGUUUGACUGUCAGGUUUCAGAACUUGUGAAACCUGAAAAAAGUGAGGAUUUUGUGUGUAAGCAGUUGAAACAAAACGGUAAGAUCUGGAUAUACCUGUCGGGUCAAGAAAUGACACCAGCGUGCGGGAAAACAACGACAGUGACAGUCCAAACACACUGUCAAUCAGACACACUGUCAAUCAGACACACUGUCAAUCAGACACACUGUCAAUCAGACACACUGUCAAUCAACACACUGUCAAUCAGACACUGUCAAUCAGACACACUGUCAAUCAGACACACUGUCAAUCA